AUGGCGGAGCCCGGUGAGAGCAGCAAGCGGCGAGACGAGGAGGGCGGCGGUGAAGCCGGAGCGGCCGGACGCGUCGCCGACAUCGCAAACGUCAAAAAGCCCGCCGGCGAGGCGGAUGAGCCGACGGUGGCGGUUCCUCGGGGGUUACACGCCAGCAGGAAAAAGUUGGUUCUUCACGUUGACCUUAACAACACCAUCCUGGUGUCGGACGCCGUGACGGGCCAGGGGACCGUAGCCGCUCUGGAAUACUUCCUCACCACUGUGACGUGGGGCCGGAUGAGCGAGCAAGGAAAAUGGCAAUGGCUGAGUGAUUUUCCCUCCCUGCUGCCACCAUGUGAGGGAGCUGUCAGUUACUGUUCCCAGUUCGGACGGGUGACAGGUUUCACCUCCGCUGCCGGAAGACGGUUUCGGGGAAUUCUGGACCAGCAUUUGAAUUUGCUCAGGUGGCCCGAGGGCCUCAAGGAAGACAAGGAGCUGGCUGUGAAGGGGGAGGAUGGCCGGCUGUACCAGUGGAUCCUGCCCUCCUUCUUUCAGCUGUUGAAGAACCUGGUGGAGGACGGGAGGGAGUUUGCUGUUCUAUUUCGUACUUUCGGCACAGACCUGCCCCGUGUGCUGAGCGCUGUGUCUAGAGCACUGACCCAGAGUGUACAUCCACUGUUCCCUGAUCUACCGGACCUGAAGUUAAGUGUGAAUGUGACCCCAGGAAAGAUCCGCUGUAGUAAAAAGGGAAUUGUUCUUAGCCGCGCUGAGGACCGCGUGUCGACCCGUGAGGGACAGAGGGGCCUCUACCAGUACCUCAGCUCCGUUCAUGGCCUGGGAGGCUUCCAGGACCACUUUGACUGGUGGGCUAGUAACACCUAUUCCAUCUCAGGAGGGAAGCCACUGUGGAUUGACCCCUUUGACCUCGACGUUCAGCACAUCUUCAUAGAUGACAACAUCAGACAAAAUGACGAGGACACCAUUGUAAAUCCCAUGGUGUUCUUUGACCCACAUGGCACCGAGACCCGCACGGCUUGUACCUCUGAGCUGUACGACAUAAGUCUGGUCCAGAACGACCUGCUCCGCGCCAUCUCUGACCCGGCCUACUUUACGCAAUGCAUCCACAUCUGCGAGGAGAACUACGAGAGGAACAUCCAGUACGGGGCGAGCUAGAACAACAAACACAUCUACCUCCCUUCCUAUCUGUCUGUUUGUCUUUCUAUCUGCCGACCUAUGGAUUAGGGGGCUGUAAAGCACUGACAUUAAAAUAUCAAUGCAUGAAAAAGAUGCAUUUAGACUGUAGUUGGGGCUAUCUGAACAGCUGUUUCUUUUUUUAACAUGGAUGUAAAUGUGUGGGAGAAGAGAAGGACUAAGAGUUCACCAAACCAUUUAUUGAGGAAGAUUCCUUGAUGUUUCUUCAUGGGAGAGAUCAGAGCGCUCUUAACAUCUAAGAGCAAGUACUUCAGAGAUUCUCUACAAGGAGACGCUAAUGAAGCGGACUGAUGUUUAGAUUUGGGAUGCAAGGUAAAAGUUACCAGUCCAUACACGUCAUAGCUAUACCAGGAUUGCUCCGGCUGAAUAAGUGACUGAGGGAUCUAAAUAGCUCUGACACAAGGAACAGCUUCCCCACACCUCUCUCUCUCUCUCU
Messenger RNA from Lampris incognitus (smalleye Pacific opah), 1627 nucleotides. RefSeq lists its product as uncharacterized. The coding region runs from base 1 to 1152 and encodes 383 amino acids. The record is from RefSeq and is a predicted model, not a curated record. The transcript is spliced from 6 exons. Lineage: Eukaryota; Metazoa; Chordata; Actinopteri; Lampriformes; Lampridae.